Molecule: messenger RNA, 830 nt
Organism: Etheostoma cragini (Arkansas darter)
Lineage: Eukaryota; Metazoa; Chordata; Actinopteri; Perciformes; Percidae
Gene: dapl1b.1
Product: death associated protein 1b
Exons: 4
Coding region: 116-466 (116 amino acids)
Biological process (GO): cellular response to amino acid starvation; negative regulation of autophagy; apoptotic signaling pathway
Molecular function (GO): death domain binding
Source: RefSeq, a predicted model, not a curated record
CGUGUCUACAGGCUUCCGGUGGCCACACAGGACGUCAUUUCCGUUUGAGCAUAAAAACAAGUGCGCACUGAGAAGAGUUUUGUACUUUCUUUGCAGCUUCUCGACCGUUACAAAAAUGGUGCAGCAAUUUUCCAAAUGUGGAGCGAAGGAGACUCCUCUGCUGAAAGCUGGUCACCCUCCGGCAGUGAUGGCAGGGGGUAAACGGGUAGCUAAGAAAAGCUUGGAAGACAGUUCCAGCCAUGGAAUUCCAGAGGAGAAGACCAAGAGGUCGGAUAAACUGAGCAGAUCCGUCACUACUUCUAACAGGAUGCAACAAGUUAAUAUUCUUCUGGCAGGAACUCUUGACAAACUGAGCCAUGACUUCACAGAGAUGCCCGUGAGCGUGAGGCACAGCAAGUUGCGCCCUGCAGUGGAGAAGCCCCACUGCCCACGGAUCUUUUCCAUCCAGCAGCCGAGGAAGUUUUGAACGGGUGUUUAAGAAUGGCCCAGAGGGAACCAUGUCAAGUCAGCUGUGAAAGACUAGCAUGAGGCAUUAGACAUGAGGGGACUGACAGGUUGUGUAUAUUCUGUCAGUAUUUAUGGAGAGAGAGCUUUCAUUAAGCUCUGUUUACUUUGUAGGUUGUGCUUGUUUUAGAGAAUACUAUCAACCAGCAUUUAAUGUGCCUUUCCUUGUUAUAAAAAAGAGAUACUGUACUUUUUUGGGGUAUGUUUAAUGUGAGGGUUGGGGUUUAAGUGAGUAGUUUUUGUUGUUGUUUUUUUUCAGCUAAAUCUUUACAUGUAUUGCUUGGCACUUACUAGAAUUAAUAAAAAUAUUGCAUGGCUAGAUAUCA